Messenger RNA from Fraxinus pennsylvanica, 609 nucleotides. Lineage: Eukaryota; Viridiplantae; Streptophyta; Magnoliopsida; Lamiales; Oleaceae. The record is from the annotation of a GenBank genome assembly.
AUGUGCAUCGAUAAGUGGAGGAAUUUAUUGAAGGAGUUCAAGAAAGCUAAGCAGAAUCAAGAUAGUAAUGGAAAUGGUUAUGCGAAGAUGUCUUAUUACAAGGACAUUGAGGAGAUUUUGAGGGACAUGAGAAAGAUUGAAGCUAAUUACAAGAGUCACACGCUAAUGCUGCUGCUAUCGACGGUUCCUAAGUCGAAUCAUUUUUGCAUUUUACUGAAAAGAGCAAUCAUUCCUGAGAUAUUAUUCGAAGCCUCAAUGAAGAGGAAGCUCACUAUGGCUCACCACAAUCUCCCUCAAUUUAACCCCAGAUUCUUCCUCUCUGUUUCCCACAAAACUCCAUUCUCCACUCUCUCUCUCACCGUUCGUUCAUCGAAAUCGUUCCCAACAAGCUUUUCAAGUCCAAGAAAUCACGGCCUGUUUCCAGAUCCGAGACCGAUCCGUCUUCCAUCAGCUCCCAAACGACAUCGUCUUCCUCCCACGAAUCCCAAUCUGGCCUUAAGCGUUCGAAAUGAUAGACAUGGAAGGGACUGGGAAAGUAAAGAAAGAGGAGCUGAAAACUUUGUUGAGGGAGAUUGGACUUCUUUGCUUCCGAUCGUGAUGGGAAGAUAG